AUGCCGCACUCGAUCCCCGUACCUGCCACAGGCUUCCAAGCCUUGAUCCUCUGUGGACCUGGUGUCUCGCUGAAUACCUUCACCUCGAAUCCGGAAGAGUACCCGAAAUGUCUCAUUCCCGUCGCCAAUCGCCCGAUGGUCUACUACCCGUUGGAUUUCUGCAAGCGAUCAGGAAUUACAGAUAUCACAUUGAUUACUCCUCCUUCCGCCGUCGCUCCUCUCCAGGCCGCUCUACAACAGAACCCGUAUCUUACGUCGCUCCCCUCGCCUUCCCCAACAGUCCUUGCCCCCAAGGAUCUUCAACUCACCUCCGGAACCGCUGAAAUCCUCCGCCUCCCCGAGGUGCAAGCCUGCAUCAAAUCCGAUUUCCUCCUUCUCCCCUGCGAUCUUAUCUGCGAAAUCCCGGGUGAAUCGUUGCUAGAGUCUUGGAUGGUCUGGGAGGGUCGUAAUCCCCACGGACCGGACUCAUUAGGCCCCGGUGGCGAGAAUGGAGGUCCUCGAGGCGGUCUGAGCGUAUACUACCAAACGCAAGGCACGGAGGAGGACGUCAAGAGCGGAGUUAAAGACUUUGUGGCUAUCGCGCCUCUUGAGCAGGAUGAGGUGCCGGCAAUCUCGCGAUAUGAGCUUUCGAAACUCGCCAUGUCGAUGCCCAUGGAUACCGUGAAGGAGAGACUCGAAGAGGACAAGGGUUUCCUUGUUCGUCAUUCCUUGGUUGAGAAGCACGCGCAGGUCAAAAUGCUGACCAGCUAUCGCGACGCGCACCUUUACGUGUUUCCCUACUGGGUCAAGGAAUUGGCGCUCCAUCAAGACAAGUUACAAUCAGUCAGUGAAGAUCUCAUUGGUUACUGGGCCAAAUCCAGGUGGCAGCGCGGCCUGGGAGAGAAACUCGGAAUCAACCACGUUCUGGGGGGGCGGCCGAAUGAGAAUAUCGACGACAAUGGAAGUGUCAACGGUCAAGCUCUUGAGCAGGAAGAGAUUGACCUUCGCGGGAUGAGCACCACCACACAUACCUCCGCCUCGGCGCAGAGUGGCCCGGAACCUCCCUUGGACAGCGCCGAGUCAGAUGCUGCAACUGAGACCCCAACAGCAGUCGAAGUCCCGCCUAUUCUCGCCUACAUGCAGAAGGAAACUUCGCCAUUCGUUCGCCGUGUCGACAGCUCCCGUGUUCUUCUUGCCACAUCUCUCCGUCUUGCCAAAUUAGAAUCUAUCGAAGAAGUUGGCAAGACCGCCGCUUCUCCGUUCGCACACAACCAGAAAAUCGCUCACCCCGAAGGCGUCGCUCAGCGCUGUGUCGUCACCAAGGGCGACUGCCUUCUUGCUCCUAACGUGACCGUCGAAGAGAAAUGUGUCAUCAAGGAAUCUUGCAUCGGCACGAACACCAAGAUCUGCAGCGGCGCCCGUCUCACUCGAUGCGUCAUCCUCGACAACGCCGUCAUCGGCGAACGCUGCGUGCUGACCGGAUGCAUCAUCGGGAAGCGUAGCAAAGUCGGUCGCGAAUCCGUGCUGAAGGACUGCGAGGUCCAGGAUGGCAACAUCGUCCCCGACGACACAGACGCCAAGAACGAGCAAUUUAUGAUCUUCGAGGGUCUGGACGAGGACGAGGAUGGAAUGGAUGUUUCUAAGGAUUUCGGGGAUGACCAGGGCGACUUUUAA
Messenger RNA from Aspergillus affinis, 1653 nucleotides. Its product is annotated as translation initiation factor eIF2B subunit gamma. Gene Ontology annotation, cellular component: eukaryotic translation initiation factor 2B complex; guanyl-nucleotide exchange factor complex. Bases 1 to 1653 code for a protein of 550 amino acids. The record is from RefSeq and is a predicted model, not a curated record. Gene Ontology annotation, molecular function: guanyl-nucleotide exchange factor activity; translation initiation factor activity. The transcript is spliced from 3 exons. Lineage: Eukaryota; Fungi; Ascomycota; Eurotiomycetes; Eurotiales; Aspergillaceae. Gene Ontology annotation, biological process: cytoplasmic translational initiation.